UAAAUAAAUAUUAAAGUGUAUAUGAGGAUCAACCAAAAACUGUUUGGUGGACAUAUUUACGAGUACAGAACAUCGUCUGUAAAAAUGGAAAUUCCUAUGAAAAAGAAAAACGUGUUCAUUUCUUUGCUUCUGGUGGUUUUUUAUAUUCUGAUUCGGGAAUAUAUAUAUUACAGCCCGAUGCUUACGAAGCCACCUGAGAUUCUUGAGAAAAAGAUUAGUAUUAAAGAGGAGCAUCACGUUGAAUCCGUGUAUGUGAAAUCACAAAACGUACAGCAGGAGAAAACCACGCAGCAAUUAGGAAGGAUCUACACAAAAGAACCACACGUGUCACAUGAGAAAACAACACAGAAGUCCAGUAUAUCAAACCACUGUGUCGACAGUUAUGAUCUGGAUCCAAAGAAAUCAGCCGCAGCUUCUAUGUCAAAGAUAGUCUUGUUAGGAAAUGAAAGGAAAUUAUUUGAACUUAGAGACAACAUAACAGUGCGAAUAACGCUCAGUGAUGGGAAUGGUAAAGCCAAAUCAGUCGGUGGAGACCAGGUCAGAGUGUGGAUGGUAGAACCAGCCAAGAAAGCCAAUUCAACGGGAUACGUCACUGACCAUGGGAAUGGUACAUACACAGGUCAUUUGAAAGCAUUGUGGGUAGGAAGUCCUGUUAUAAGAUCUGCAAUAGCUAUCACGUGUGAAGGUAUUGGUGUCAGACAUCAUGCGUUGAAGGUGCCAGGAAAACUGAGAAUGGUUGUCGGUGUUUUCAAAUCUCAGAAAAUAGUGGAAGAAACCGAUUGUGGACCUAGUCUAAACUUCAAAGGAGAGUUCUGCAAUUUUACGGCUGAAAAUUUUGGUCUUCCGUGGUUCUGCGCUCGACCAAAAAACACUAAACUACUGUGCCAUGACUGGGUUAAAGUGCGUGGCGUUUAUCAGGUUACAUACACAGGACAGGAGACGGCAAUGAUGAAAGGACACAACCUUCUGAAGCCAGAGAUUAACAUAAAAGUCACCUCAAAAGAUAACAGAGAACUACAUGUAUCCCCUCCACCAGUCGCAUGCAACAGAUUCCCCAGCACAAAGACCUGGUCUUUAAAAUCCCCAGUUGGAUUUUUCUUUCAGGGCAAAUGGUUUUCUACGUACUGUUCAAGCACUAUUGAAGACUCUGUGGCUGUUUAUACAAAGUGUCUUCAAAACCGUCGUAUUCAGAUAAUAGGAGAUUCAACCUCGGAGCACUGGCUGAAGGUUCUAGAACAAAUGCUUCAUUUUCAACGAGUAGGUUCUUUCCGGCAUCACAGACCAAUAGUGACUGUACUGAAAUCAAAUAACAUAACAAUGUCCUGGUUCACGCAUGGAUAUCCUUUCUUGCAUCCACGCAUUGCCAAUAACAAAGCGUUCAGCAAACCUGUACAUGUGUAUUUAGAUAAAAUUCCAAAAGGAAGCAACGAUAUCGUCAUUUUCAAUUUGUAUGUUCAUUUUAAUGCAUAUACUCCGGACAUUCUGCAACGUCAGGCACACGCUCUGGUGAAUUCUGUUCACAGUGUGAAGAAGCGUUCUCCAAAUGUGACAAUCGCCUUCAAAGGAUUCCAUGCAUUUGGAGACACCAAAAUAUUUCUAGAUGAUUACUGGGCAUCCGUGUAUGAGCUAAUCAUUAAAAAAGAAUUUGCUUCAAUACUAGAUAAAGUUAUCUAUCUUAAUUGCUGGGAUAUAACUGUUUGUACUGAGAAUGAAAAUUUUCACAAUUCAAAUGAGAUUGACAAAGAAAUGGUGCACAUUGCAUUAAGUCAUAUAUGCAGAUAGACAUAAUUUUAAAUACUUUUUAUAUGUAAUAUUAUAUUGAUAUAAUCAAGGCAAGAUAAGACUUUAUUUCAGUUAUUCACAAAACGGACAGGCUAUAUCAUAUAUAUAUAUAUAUAUAUAUAUAUUAUGACACGGUGUAUAUACACUUUAUAUAGAACUUGGAUCACAUACAGAUUGAAAACGUUAGCCGUUGAAUUAUUUGUUUUUAUUUUAAUGUAUUUAAUAAAAUAUAAAACAAUACAAACAUCAAAACACAUAGUAAAAAUUGUCCAUGCACUUUUAAUUAUUCUCAAUAUCUUCUGGGGCCAUAAAAUAUCGCUAGAAAACAAUACAUAUGUACAAUCAAUAGGACUGGUCUCUAACGGUUAGAGAGCGUGAUAAUUAUCCAAAAUCCUAGAUCCGCCCCAUAAUCUAUAUCAGUAAUUGCUGAUGUAUCCAAACAAGUGCAGCUGGAGUCCCAUAUUGCAGGACCGUAGCUAGGAGUUUCGUGUUGGAGGGGGGGGGGGGGGGGGG
Gigantopelta aegis is the source of this 2295-nucleotide messenger RNA. RefSeq names its product NXPE family member 2-like. Lineage: Eukaryota; Metazoa; Mollusca; Gastropoda; Neomphalida; Peltospiridae. The transcript has 4 exons. The coding region runs from base 22 to 1782 and encodes 586 amino acids. The record is from RefSeq and is a predicted model, not a curated record.